Messenger RNA from Plasmopara halstedii, 633 nucleotides. RefSeq names its product Protease inhibitor protein. Gene Ontology annotation, molecular function: protein binding; calcium ion binding; extracellular matrix binding. Lineage: Eukaryota; Oomycota; Peronosporomycetes; Peronosporales; Peronosporaceae. Gene Ontology annotation, biological process: anatomical structure development. The transcript has a single exon. The coding region runs from base 1 to 633 and encodes 210 amino acids. The record is from RefSeq and is a predicted model, not a curated record.
AUGAAGCUUUCUGUCACCUUUACAUUUAUUGCUGUGACCGUCACAUCAUCUUGUGCUACAGCCUCUGUGGUCGAUAAUCACCACGAAAACGCUAUCAUUUAUCAUCACAAUGCUUUACCGUGUACUGACGCACUAUGUGAUGAUGACUACUCUCCUGUGUGCGGUUUCGACAACAAAACUUACCCGAACGCGUGCAUCUUUCAGGCGACUUAUUGCCGAUCUAAUGUCACGAUGGCGUAUUUUGGGCCUUGUCGUGAAAGGUUUGAAGAUAACCAGCGGGCACACUCGUCAGCAUCGGCUUCUUCAUUAAACGAGAAAACGCCGUUGGUUCGCGACCGUGCUCAUUCAGCCAACGAAGAACGGGGUUCAUCUGUUUAUCCUGAGUCAGAAAUACUGAAUGUUGCCUGGAGUUUGCAACAACUAGAUAGAAUGAAUGAGGCGAUUAACGGAGGGUAUAAUCUAAAUGAACUCAUGCAAAGAGACAUACAUCCUUACACCUACCUCAAGGUGUUGCAUGACCGUGACAACACUUGGGAUAAGAAGUUGCUUAGAACUGUCGGAUCGAUAAUUAAGGGAGGAGAGACACGACUUCCUAAUGCCGUGGAUGAAAUAGUGAACGAGCCAGGUGAAUAG